AUAUUAAGAAUUAUACCAAAUUGAAAAGAUAUGAAUGAGUAUCCUAAAAAAAGAAAAAGGAAGACUUUACACCCUUCUCGUUAUUCAGGUUAGUGUAUAGGUUAAUUAAUUUAAAGAUUCCUCUGGAAUAAGCAGAAUUGCAGAUGGAUUCAAUGGGAUUUUUUCUGAUCAUUGUUACAGUGUCUGCUCUAUGAGACAGCCAGACUUAAAAUAUUUUGACAACAAAGAUGAUGAUUCUGAUACCGAGACAUCAAAUGACUUGCCAAAAUUUGCAGAUGGAAUCAAGGCCAGAAACAGAAAUCAGAACUAUCUGGUUCCCAGUCCUGUGCUUAGAAUUAUAGACCACACUGCCUUUUCUGCAGAAAAAUCUGCUGAUGUAGAAAUUUGUGAUGAAGAGUGUGAUUCACCCGAAUCAAUCAACCAGCAAACUCAAGAGGAGAGUCCUAUAGAAGUUCACACCGCUGAAGAUGUCCCCAUUGCUGUAGAAGUGCAUGCCAUUUCUGAGGAUUAUGACAUAGAGACAGAAAACAAUUCCUCUGAGAGCCUCCAAGACCAAACUGAUGAAGAACCACCAGCUAAGCUUUGUAAAAUUCUUGACAAGAGCCAAGCUUUGAAUGUGACUGCUCAGCAGAAAUGGCCUUUACUGAGAGCUAAUAGCAGUGGCCUCUAUAAAUGUGAACUUUGUGAAUUCAAUAGUAAAUAUUUUUCUGAUUUAAAACAGCAUAUGAUCCUGAAGCAUAAACGUACCGAUUCAAAUGUGUGUCGAGUAUGUAAGGAAAGCUUCUCUACCAAUAUGCUUCUGAUUGAACAUGCCAAACUACACGAAGAAGAUCCCUACAUUUGUAAAUACUGCGAUUACAGGACAGUAAUUUUUGAGAACCUCAGCCAGCACAUUGCAGACACCCACUUUAGUGAUCACCUGUAUUGGUGUGAGCAGUGUGACGUGCAGUUCUCCUCAAGCAGCGAACUCUACCUGCAUUUCCAGGAGCACAGCUGUGAUGAACAGUACUUGUGUCAGUUCUGUGAACAUGAAACAAAUGAUCCAGAAGACUUGCAUAGCCAUGUUGUAAAUGAGCAUGCGUGUAAAUUAAUAGAACUAAGCGAUAAGUAUAACAAUGGAGAACACGGACAAUACAGCCUCUUAAGCAAAAUUACCUUUGACAAAUGUAAGAACUUCUUUGUGUGUCAAGUAUGUGGUUUUCGGAGUAGACUUCAUACAAAUGUUAACAGGCAUGUUGCUAUUGAACAUACUAAAAUAUUUCCUCAUGUUUGUGAUGACUGUGGGAAAGGCUUUUCAAGUAUGCUAGAAUAUUGCAAGCAUUUAAAUUCACAUCUAUCUGAAGGGAUUUAUUUAUGUCAAUAUUGCGAAUAUUCAACAGGACAGAUUGAAGAUCUUAAAAUUCAUCUAGAUUUCAAGCAUUCGGCUGACUUGCCUCAUAAAUGUAGUGACUGCUUGAUGAGGUUUGGAAAUGAAAGGGAAUUAAUAAGUCACCUUCCAGUCCAUGAAACAACUUGAUUAUUCUCUUUAUUUUGAUUUACAUAAUGUUUUUGUGAAAUAAUAAAUUCAACCUUUUUUUUUUUUGAGAUGUUAAAAUGGGUAAUUUUAAAAACAUGAGAUUUGCCUUUUAACAAGUAACAUUUUCCAGUAUGUAAUUAUACCUUAAUUGUGGUAUUCAAUUGCAUGGUAGUAUAUAGUUUUAAUCAUUCUUGGUGACUGUAAUUUGGUGUCUUGCAUGUGGUUCAAUUUUAUGAAUUGAGAAGAAACAUGUACUGAAAAAACUAUCUACAGUUUUCCUUCCUUAACCAUGGUGCUAUUAACCUUUUUAAACGCAAGAUAGGCUUAGUUUUUUAGUGUAUGAAGUUAUUAAAUUACUGCACUACCAGAACUAAAAGAACAUAAAAUACAUUUAAGUUCAUUCACACUCCAUUAAUAAGACCACCCCCCCUUUUUGUAAUCCCCAUCAGGAAUUAACCCCUAAGCAAUCAGUAGACUCUGUGAUUAAUAACAGUAGGAAGUCUUCGUUAUAGUAGGGGAAAAUGCCAUUUUGGGGGGCAGUUUUUCAUUUUUUAAAUCCCCUAUCUGUUUAAUAAUUUUGAGAUUGGGGAGAUGGUAAAGCAAUAGACAAAAAGGUAACCAUUUCAUAACUGAUUGACAUUUUAUCUUCAAUUAUAGGACUAUGAAGAUAUGCCCAACUUCUUUUUUUUUUUUGGUACCAGAAAUUUAACCCCCAGGACACUUAACCACUGAGCCACAUCUCCAUAACUUUUUUAUUUAUCUAGAGACAGGGUCUCACUUAGUUCCUAAGGCUCACUUUGAAUUUGGGCUUUUAACUUGGGAUCCUUCUGCCUCAGCCUCCCAAGCCACUGGGAUUACAAGUGUGGGCCACUACCCCUGGCUAAUGCCCAAACUUCUGAUACCAAAUUAUACAUUGAGAAAACUCAUUAAAUUAGGAAGAUCUGGGUGAUAAGGAGUUGCUGGCAUGAUAAUGAUAAAUUAGCUUUAUUAUUUUUAUUAAUUGACUAUAGCUACCAUAACAAAUUAUUACAAACUGGGUUGCCUAAAUAGCAGAAAUUUAUUGAAAUUCUGAAGGGCAGAAGUUAAUAAAGGGAUUGGCACAGUUUGUUCCUUCUGUAACCUGUGAGGGAAGAAUCUGUUCCAGAUCUCUCUCUCUGGCUUAUACAUGGUCAUAUUCAUGUUCAUAGGGUAUUCUCUUUGUAUUAAGUCUUGUUUCCACAUUUCCUCUUUAUAGACAUACCAGUCAUCCUGUAUUUUAGGGGCUAUACUACUAGCUUCAUUUUAAUUUGAUAAACAUUCAAAUAAGGGCUGGGUAUGGUGGCGCAUAGCUGUAACCCCAGCAGCUCAGGAGGCAGGUGCUAGGCAACUCAGAUUGUCUCUAAAUAAAAUACAAAAUAGGGUUGGGGAUGUGACUCAGUGGUCUAGUACCCCUGAGUUCAAUCCCCAGGGACCAGGAAAAAAAAAAAAAGAUUCAAAUAAGGCCUGAAGUACUGAGGACUUCUAACAUGAAUUUGGGGAAACAAUCACAGAUCAAUAAAUAGCUUCUAAAAUAAUAUCAAGAUAGAAUUUUUUUUUUAGAGAAUUUUUUUAGUUUUUGGCGGACACAACAUCAUUGUUUGUAUGUGGUGCUCAGGAUUGAACCCGGGCCGCACGCAUCCCAGGCGAGCGCACUACCGCUUGAGCCACAUCCCCAGCCCUUCAAGACAGAAUUUUAAAAUAUGUUUUUAUUAGUGCAUUGUAAUUAUACAUACUAGUAGGGUUUAUUGUGACAUUUAUACAUGCACAUAAUUUUCUCCAUUUCCUAGUACAUUCCUUUAUCCAUACAUUCUUUCCCCUCCUUCCUUCCCUAGUCCUCUUACUCUAUUUUAAUGAUCUAAGAAGAUAGAAUUGUACAUUUUUUUUUCCUUUUUUCAGUACUGGGAAUUGAAUCCAGGGGCAUUCUACAUUGAGCUACAUCUGCAGGCCUUUUUAUUUUUUGAGACAGGGUCUGGCUAAAUUGCUAUAGCUGGACUCAAACUUGUGAUAGUUCUGCAUUAGCCUCCUGAGUCGCUGAGAUUAAAUAAAUGUAUGCCUCCAUGCCUGAUGUUGCUUUCAAAUUUAAUAAGCAUUGCUGCAAACAUUAUUAUUUCCCAGAUAUAUUGAUACAGUUGAAAAGACCAAUUUACAACCCCGGAAUUUGGUCUUAUUUUGAGAUGGGUGGCUACAACAAAUAUUCUCAAAUCCAUCCCAUCAUAUUGCUGGUCUUAGUGUUUAUUCCAUAAUCCCAGCCCCUGGAGGAUUGUAAAUUCAAGGCCAGCCUGGACAAUUUACCAAGAUGUGGUCUCAAUAAUAAACCUUAUUUCUGUUUUUGUCAUAUAAGCAUACUUGCAUUCCUAAAAACAUUCCAUCUGAUUAUAAUAUUCCUGGUAAGACUGUGCUGAUACAAAUGUUUCUCAGAAGACCUAAUAUUUUAGCACUUUAAUUUUUUAUUUAUUUAUUUAUUUUUUGGUACUAGGGAUUGAACCCAGACAUGUAUUGCUACUGAGCUGCAUCCCCAGCACUUUAUUUAUAUUUUGAGAUGGGUCUCACUGAAUUGUUAAGGGUCUUAUUAAAUUGCCAGGCUGGCCUCAUACCUGUGAUAUUCCUGUCUCAGCCUCCCAGAUUGCUGGUAUUACAGGUGAGUGCCACAACACCCACCUACAGUUUGCUACAGGUUCAGGUUGUUAUGAGGCCAAGAGCACAUACCCACUUGCAGGAGUGGAAUCCUAGUCAUUUGGCUUACAGCUUAGUGAUGUCUCCAUUACACCAUGUUAGGUAAAUCUAAUUUUUGUCCUUGGGUUGUUUUGCAUGAAUACUUCACCUAGUCAUUCACCUAACUUAUUGAUAAUUGUUUUUUAUACUUUCUGAUACACAUCUAGCUUUGGGAAUUUUAAUUUUAGGAAGCAAACCUUAAUGCCUUGGUGUUAAAAAAAAAAAUAGUAUGUUGGUGCAGGCAUGUAUUCCCCACUAUGAGGGAGGCUGAGGCAGAAGGAUCACAUCUUACUGUCUCAAAGUAAAAUUAAAAAAUUUGGGAUGUAGCUCAGUGCUAGAGUACUUUCCUAGCGCUUUUCCUAGCACUGAAAAGAAAUCUGUACUUUAUUGCUUCACUCUUGAUUAGGUAUUAGUAGCAAAUGAAAGAGUUACAAUGAAACUACUCAAGAGGCAUAAAUCCAUAUCAUGCUGAGUGUGGUGGUGUGCACCUAUAAUCCUAGCGGCUCAGGAAACUGAGGCAGGAAGAUCUUGAGUUCAAAGCCAACCUCAGCAAUGAUGAGGUGCUAAUAAGCAGCUCAGUGAGACCCUGUCUCUAAAUAAAAUACAAAAUAGGGCUAGGGAUGUGGCUCAGUGGUCCAAUGCCUCUUGAGUUCAACCCCUGGUUCCAAAACCCAAAACCAUAUCGUUUCCUACUUUUAUUUUUGGUACCAGGGACUGAAAUAAGGGACAUUUAAUCCUGAACCAUAUCUCCAACCCUUUUUGUUCGUUUGUUGUUUUGGAGACAUUGGUCCUAGGUAAUGUAGUGAGAAGUUAAGUUCUCGCUGAGUUGCUGAGGCUGGCUUGAAACUUAAGAUCCUCCUGAGUCACUGGGAUUACAGGUGUACACCACUGAGCCUGGUUUAUAAUUUCCCACUUUUUGAUAAAUCUACAGCAUGAGGUCAUAUUCCCACUGAGUUUGUCCAAUAAAAACAGUUUUCAAAUAAGA
Marmota monax (woodchuck) is the source of this 5231-nucleotide messenger RNA. It is a transcript of the gene Znf639, whose product is annotated as zinc finger protein 639. Gene Ontology annotation, cellular component: nucleus. Lineage: Eukaryota; Metazoa; Chordata; Mammalia; Rodentia; Sciuridae. Gene Ontology annotation, molecular function: DNA-binding transcription factor activity, RNA polymerase II-specific; RNA polymerase II transcription regulatory region sequence-specific DNA binding. Gene Ontology annotation, biological process: regulation of transcription by RNA polymerase II. The transcript has 5 exons. The record is from RefSeq and is a predicted model, not a curated record. Bases 191 to 1516 code for a protein of 441 amino acids.